Selaginella moellendorffii is the source of this 5397-nucleotide messenger RNA. Its product is annotated as endoribonuclease Dicer homolog 1. The transcript has 21 exons. Gene Ontology annotation, molecular function: protein binding; ribonuclease III activity; ATP binding. NCBI's taxonomy places the organism in Eukaryota, Viridiplantae, Streptophyta, Lycopodiopsida, Selaginellales, Selaginellaceae. The record is from RefSeq and is a predicted model, not a curated record. Gene Ontology annotation, cellular component: nucleus; cytoplasm. The coding region runs from base 114 to 5354 and encodes 1746 amino acids. Gene Ontology annotation, biological process: siRNA processing.
UACUGCCGCCGCGGAGUGCCAUACCUUCCUUGGCGCUGCUUCUGCCGUUGAGCAUCGGGCUGUGGAUCCGGGAGCUCGGGCGCCGGCGACGAAUGUAGUUCUACUGCAGGACCAUGGAGCCUCUCGAUCGUAGAAGGAAGCCGGCUAAGAGGGUGUGCUACGAGAAUAAAACACGGAGAAGGCAUGGCGGCUGCAAGCGUGAACGAGAGCGAGAUCCAGAGGAAGAAGGGGGGCGAGAAAAACGAGCUUACCUUGAGAAGGACGCCGAUGGAAGGAACGUUCUCAAGUUUGGGAUACGUGUGCCGGCUGCUAGAGGAGGUGCUGGUCCUGUCACGGAGCCGUCCACGCAGAAUGGAUCUGCUGGGAAAGCUGGCAAGGAAAAAGUUUGCGUGGAACAAGCUAGAGCUUAUCAGCUGGAAGUUCUAAGUCAGGCCGAGGAGGGAAACACGAUUGCUUUUCUUGAGACUGGUGCUGGGAAGACGCUCAUCGCUGUGCUUCUGAUGAAGAGAAAGGCCGAGCUGCUGCAGCGCAAGAUACUUACAGUGUUUCUCGUCCCAAAAGUGCCUCUUGUGUAUCAGCAAGCAGAAGUUAUUCGCGAGAGAACAAACUUCAAUGUGGGACACUAUUGCGGUGAAAUGGUUCAGGAUUUCUGGGAUUCUAAAAGAUGGCAACGAGAGUUCCAGUCCAAAGAGGUUCUCGUAAUGACAGCCCAGAUCUUGCUCAACAUACUAAGGCACUCCAUUGUGAGAAUGGAGGAUAUAGAUUUGUUGAUACUGGACGAGUGCCAUCACGCUGUUAAGAAACACCCGUACUCUCUCGUUAUGUCGGAGUUUUAUCAUCUGGCUCCAAAAGAGAAGAGGCCUAAAAUCUUUGGCAUGACCGCCUCUCCAGUGAACUUGAAAGGGGUUUCAAAUCAAGAGGACUGCGCAGUUAAAAUCAGGAAUCUAGAGACUAAACUGGACUCCGUGGUUUGCACCAUUCGUGAUCGGAAGGAACUAGAAAAACACGUUCCUAUGCCAUCCGAAACCGUUGUAGAAUAUGACAAAGCCGCGGUGUUGUGGUCGCUUCGUGAGAAGAUCAAGCAGAUGAAGGAACAGGUGGAGGAAGCUUGCAGUGCGAGCUCCAAACGUACCAAAUGGCAGUUUAUGGGAGCCCGAGACGCAGGAGCAAGCGACGAGCUCCAUUUUGUUUACGGGGUCGCUGAGCGCAAGGAAAGUGACGGCGCUGCCAACUUACUGCAGAAACUAAGAUCUAUCAUUUUUUGUUUGGAUGAACUUGGACAAUGGUGCGCGUACAAGGUUGCAUCUUCGUCCUUGGGGAAUCUUCGACACGAUGAAAGAACGGCCGAUGUGAAGUACCAGGAGUUGUAUUUGACGAAAAUUGUAGACAUGUUAAAAUGUGAUCUCCAACAAGGUGCCGCGAGCAGCAGCAAGCUUGAAGCGGUUCAUGGAGAUGUCGAGGAAGGGGAAGUAAUUGAUACGAACUCUCUUUCAGGCGGAGAACAUUUUGACGAGGUUCUCGGGGCCGCUGUUGCAGAUAAAAAGGUAACGCCUAAGGUUCAAAGUUUGAUCCAGAUACUUCGAAAAUACGAACAUGUCGAGGACUUCCGUGCUAUAAUCUUUGUAGAUCGAGUGGUUGCUGCUCUGACGCUACCUUGCGUUUUGUCGGAGUUGCCAUCACUGAAGUAUGUGCGCAGUGGAAGUCUGGUCGGUCAUAAUAAUUCUCAAGAUGUGUCCACCAGACAUAUGCAUGACAGUUUGUCUAAGUUUCGUGACGGAAGUCUUAACGUCUUGGUUGCCACGAGCGUUGCGGAAGAAGGACUGGAUAUUCGCCAGUGCAAUGUAGUUGUUCGAUUUGAUCUUGCCAAAACGGUGCUGGCUUAUAUACAAUCUCGUGGCCGUGCUCGAAAGCCCGGAUCAGACUACAUUUUGAUGCUUGAAAAAGGAAAUAAGGUUCAUCAAAGUUUCCUUCGUAAUGCUCGGAACAGUGAGGAAACAUUACGAAAGGAGGCCACGGAAAGAACGAAACUCGAUCCUUGGACAGAAGCGGCAAUAGUCGCAUCUCUAGAAGAUGGGAAAGGAGAAACGUAUCAAGUUCCUUCAACUGGGGCAAUGGUCACACUCAAUUCAGCAGUUGGACUGAUCCACUUCUAUUGCUCUCAGCUUCCAAGUGACAGAUACUCGAUUUUAAAACCGGAAUUCGUUCUGACAAAGCAUUCGACAGGAGAUGUCGUUUACUUUUCUUGUAAGCUUCGGCUUCCUUCUAAUGCUCCCGUGGAGUCUUUCGAUGGGCCCGUAUGCUCAACUAUGAAGGGAGCACAACAGGCUGUGUGCUUGGAGGCAUGCAAAAAGCUACACGAGAUGGCAGCGUUUACAGAUAUGCUUUUGCCAGACACGGGUACACCAGACAAGUCCGACAAAGGCGAAGAUAACGAAACUACAGAUCCCAUUCCAGGAACAGCUCGAUAUCGAGAGUAUUUUCCUGAGGGGAUUGCAGAUUUUUUGAAGGGCGAUUGGAUCCUAAACACAAAUUAUUUGCUUUCUACGUCGCUAUAUAUGUACAUCAUUCAAUAUUCGAACGUUGGAUUUUCAACUGAUCCUCUUGUAACACAAACUUCUGAUUUUGCGGUCCUCUUCGGCAGGGAAAUGGAUCCAGAAGUUUUGACGGCAUCGGUAGAUCUUUUCGUAGCACGAACACUAACUACACAAGCAUCGUUAGUCUUUUCUGGAGUUCACCAUAUCACAUCGUCAGAGCUCACAUUGUUGAAGGCAUUUCACGUUCGACUUAUGAGUAUCGUUCUGGACGUGGAUGUGGAACCUGCAUCGACACCUUGGGAUUCAAAUAAAGCAUACCUCUUCGUUCCAUUAACAUCAAGCUGCACAAAACAGAUCGAUUGGGCUCUAAUGAACAAAGUUCUUGGUUCCCAUGCAUGGUCAAGUCCACUUCAGAGAGCAAGGCCGGAUGUUUUCCUGGGAACCAACGAGAGAGCCUUGGGUGGCGAUAGAAGAGAAUACGGCUUCAGCAAACUUCGAUCCAACGGGGUUCAGAAGCAUCCUACUUAUGGGAUUCGGGGAGCUGUGGCUGAGUUUGACGUUAUCAAGGCUUCUGGGAUAGCUCCUUUACGGGAAAAACUGGAGCCUGAAGGAAGACAGUUGCUGUUGGCCGAUGGCUAUGCUAAUAUGGACGAAAUGGACGGUAAACUUGUCACUGCGGCUCAUUCCGGGAAACGGUUCUACGUAGAAUCCGUGAUGAGGGAGAUGACUGCCGAGUCUCCAUUUCCACGCAAAGAAGGCUACCUGGGGUCGGUGGAGUACAGCUCGUAUGCAGAUUAUUACGAGCAGAAGUAUGGAGUUCGUCUACAUUGCCGACACCAGCCUAUGCUUCGCUGUCGUGGGGUUUCGCAUUGCAAAAAUCUUCUCUCGCCUCGGUUUAAACUACUAGAGAGUACGUUUUCUUCGUUUACAGUGUCGCUUUUAGCUGACUCUUGGUCUGCUGUAGGCUCGGAGGAACUCUCAGAUAAAACGUACUACGUCAUGUUACCUCCUGAGAUUUGCCUUGUGCAUCCUCUUCCAGGUUGCCUGGUUCGAGGAGCGCAGCGAUUGCCUUCAGUGAUGAAACGCGUGGAGAGCAUUUUACUCGCAGUGCAGCUGAAGCACGAGAUUGGUUUUCCCAUUCCAGCUGCGAAGGUUUUGGAAGCUUUGACGGCCGCAUCUUGCCAAGAAACAUUCUCCUACGAACGAGCCGAGCUUCUUGGAGAUGCAUAUUUGAAGUGGGUCGUCAGUAGGAGACUCUUCAUUAAGCAUCCUAGAAAACACGAGGGUCAACUUACAAGGAUGCGACAACAAACUGUCAGUAACAUGGUACUUUACGAGUUCGCUAUUUCGAAGAGCUUGCAGAGCUACAUUCAGUCGGACAGAUUUGCUCCUUCUCGUUGGGCUGCUCCGGGAGUUCCCCCUGUCUUUGAUGAAGAUCUCAAGGACGCCAACUUAGACAAUGAAGCAGCAGAGGUUCCCAAAGCUAACGAGCAUGAAGAGAGGUCUACCAAAAGCAGUGGAGAGGAAGAAGUUUUAGAUGAUUCAACGAGCUUGGAAGAUGGCGAGGCUGAAUGGGAUUCAAGCUCCUACAGGGUUUUAUCAAGCAAAACGUUGGCUGAUGUGGUGGAAGCCUUGAUAGGUGUUUAUUACGUCGAAGGUGGUACGAAGGCAGCAGCUCAUUUUAUGAAUUGGAUCAACAUUCCAAUCGACUAUGACGAGGCUGAGGCUAAUGCGGCAAGAGCUGGCUGCUCUGUCCCCGACUCGGUGAUGAACAGCAUCGACUUCGAGAAAUUGGAGCUUGCCAUUGGAUACAAAUUCCAGAUGAAAAGCGUACUUGUGGAAGCUAUAUCUCACGCGUCUCGGCCAUCAGCUGGAGUGCCGUGCUACCAGAGACUGGAGUUUGUGGGUGACGCCGUCCUAGAUCAUCUUAUAACUCGGUAUCUCUUCUUCCGCUACCAGGAUUUGCCACCGGGACGUUUAACUGAUCUACGCGCAGCAGCUGUAAACAACGAAAACUUCGCAAGGAUAUCCGUGAAGCACUCUUUUCACCUCCACUUGCGCCAUGGAUCGUCAGCGUUAGAGGCACAGAUCAAAGAUUUUGUGAAAGACAUACAGUCCGAGCUCGACAAGCCUGGCAUCAACUCUUUCGGGAUUGGUGAUUUCAAAGCUCCGAAAGUCCUAGGGGACAUUCUAGAAUCUAUAGCCGGUGCAAUAUUUCUCGACACUGGUCUGGCCGCUGAUGAAGUCUGGAAGGUCUUCGAGCGCUUGCUCGAGCCAAUGGUAACUCCAGACACCUUGCCGGUUCAUCCCGUGAGAGAACUCCAAGAGAGAUGCCAGCAGCAAGCCGAGGGACUGGAAUACCGGGCCUCGAGAGAAGGAAGCAUUGCGACAGUGGAGGUGUUCGUGGAUGGCGUCCAGAUUGGCUGCGCACAGAACACACAGAAGAAGAUGGCGCAAAAGCUGGCUGCAAGGAACGCGUUGGCGGCGCUCAAGGAGAGGGACUCGCUUGAGGAAGAGAGCAACAAGGUGACCAAGAUGGAGAACGACAAGGCCAACGCUUUCACAAGGCAGACGCUCAACGACAUUUGCUUACAGCGGCAGUGGCCAAUGCCGCAGUACAGGCUGCUGAGCGAGAGUGGACCGGCGCAUGCCAAGAGAUUUACUUACACAGUGCGUGUAAAUACGAGGGAGCGCGGAUGGACUGACGAAUGCGAAGGCCAGGCGAUGCCCAGCAUGAAGAAAGCAAAGGACUCGGCGGCCUUGGUUUUGCUAGAGGUACUCAAACAGUGGGACGACAUAAAGGCACCCCUCAAGCCCUAAUUUUUAAAAAUUUAAAUUCAAAUAAGAAUAUGCUCUCCUAAAA